AUCGUCUUACGGAAACGAUCAGAUGUUUUCGCGCUGUAGACGGUUGAGCACCGAAGCUCCAAACAUGAUACGUAUCAAUAAACUUACCCUGCUAGUGGUGGUGUUGGUUUGUUGGUGUUGUGUGACCGGUAUAAAAGUGGAUGAGCAACUGAGGAACGACAAAAACCUGUUAUAUCAGAAUCUAUUUAAAUCAGAUCAGUUUGCCAAGUCCAGCAAUGUAGCGUCGACGAGGGUGGCGCCUAGACCGUCGAGCGACAGCAUAUUGGGGCCCAUGCCUAAACACGCCACGAAUAAGUCGGCUUCACUAACGGAAGACGAGGUAUUAAAAACGAGGGCCGUGGUGGCGGAUGUUAGUAACAGCAACUUGAAGAGUACGAUCAAUGAAAAACGAGCGGAAAAGUGCAAGGAGAAGUGUCCAGCCAAUAUCAAAGAUUGUUGCCGGUACGCCAUAGCAGAAAAGAGUUGCCACAAUGCUACUGAUGACCCCGUAUCGUAUUUUGUCAACCCUAGCUAUCCAAGUGAAGACUGGGACUCUUCUUUUUGUGACUUCCGGGUGGACAUCAAAAACAGAAAUGUGUGUCAACUAAGACUGGAUUUGGAAGAGUUUUCCUUGAGAGGACCACACAAGUACUUAGGCAGUUGUCGACAGGACCGUCUUAUUAUAUCUACUACACUACCAAAUGGCAUUGGAAUAACCGAAUUAUGCGGAAAUAACAGCGGUCAACACUUGUAUUUCCCGGUAGACCCUAAGGCUGGUGGCUCAUCCGUAUCGCUCAUGAUGAUGACGUCACUGUCUUCCCGAUACGUAUGGAAGGUACGCAUUACCCAAAUCGAUUGCACUGCUGAUCCUCAAUCCGUCGCACCUACCGGAUGUCUGCAAUAUCACACCAGCCUCAGUGGCACCAUACAGAGCUUCAACUACGCAGGUGGUAUGUACCAAUCGGGACUAGACUACGCAGUAUGCAUCAAACGGUCCGUGAACACUUGCCGGGUCGAAUUCCAGCAGGUGCCCGGCUCCACGUUCGGCAUCAACUCAAUGGAAGGCGCGUCGCUCGAGGAAGGCAUUGGACGGGCAGGAGAAGUGAGCUGCGAUCUCGUGACACACGAUUACUUGCACAUCCCCGGUGGCAUGUUGGACAUCGGCGAAGAAAUCUUCGCGACCACGGGAAACGUGGAGGUGUACACGCCGACGGCGGAAAAAUUCUGCGGCCGCAGUCUGUCCGGUCUCGCCAUUCAAGAGUUCGCGGAGAAAAUCAAAAUAAACGAUCCGCUCGGCGCCCAGGACAACAACACGAUCGCGACACCGGUUACGACUUAUGCGUCCGGACCGAUCAUAGUCAGAUUCCACACGGACAGUGUGACUGUAAGAGAAAGAGAUAUUGGUUUCUCGAUCGCUUAUCAACAACUCGGCACCGGCUGCAAUAAGAACAAAAUCAGACGAUGAUUUCAAGUUCCUUUCUUGAGUGUGUUCAACGUAUGUUAUCGGCGAUCGUUAUCAAACAUAUAUGUAUAUGCAUAAGUUUGAAUAUAAAUUAUUUAUUAAACUGUCCUUGUAUAAAUCUAUGAUUA
This is a messenger RNA of Sipha flava (yellow sugarcane aphid), 1569 nucleotides long. RefSeq lists its product as uncharacterized. The transcript is spliced from 8 exons. The record is from RefSeq and is a predicted model, not a curated record. Bases 23 to 1444 code for a protein of 473 amino acids. Lineage: Eukaryota; Metazoa; Arthropoda; Insecta; Hemiptera; Aphididae.